UAUCAAGGUGAGUUAGGGGUUGGACCGGGCUAUAGUUAAGUUUCGGCUUGCACUCAUAAACCCUAGCUAAGUGUUAGAUCCACCAAGCAAGAAGGCAACAAUGGACGGUGCUCAAAAUGAUCUGGAGAGGCUCAUGAUCUUCGAGCAUGCUCGUAUGAACGCUGAGGCCGAAUACGCCAAGAACCCUACCGAUGUAGAUAAUUUAACAAGAUGGGGUGGAGCUCUGCUGGAAUUAUCCCAAUUUGGAGAUAUCAAUGAGUCAAAGAAGAUGCUUAAAGAUGCUGUGUCGAAACUGGAUGAGGCGUUAUCUAUCAAUCCGGCAAAACACGAGGCUUUAUGGUGCUUAGGGAAUGCCUACACUGCUGGUGCAUUUCUAACUAGUGACUUUGAUGAAGCUAAGGUUCAGUUUGAUGAUGCACUUCGGUGUUUCCAAAAGGCUGUAGAAGAGUGUCCAGGGAAUGAACAUUAUCUCCAAUCUUUGGCAUCCUGUGCUAAGGCACCUGAGUUGCACAAAGAGAUCCACAAACAUGGAGGACUUGGUCAAGCUCAACAGACAUUGGGUGGAUCAUCCGCUGCAUCUUCUAGUGCUAAGAGUUCCGCCAAAAGUAAGAGCAGUGAUUUGAAGUACGAUAUAUUCGGGUGGAUAAUUCUUGCUGUUGGGCUUGUUGCAUGGGUAGGGAUGGCCAAGUCUAACGUGCCUCCAUCACCACCGAGAUAAGGCGUUAUAUUUUCUCAUCGGUAAGUUGAGAGCUCAUAUUGUUACAAAGACGAUGCAAAUGUUCACUACAUAUAAAUGGCUAAGAUGUGUACCGACUUAGCACUUUAAGUGAGCCUAUUAGUGCAUUUUUUAUUUUUAAAAUGUUCAUCCUAAUGUGCACUGCCAGUAAAAUAGCGAUACGUAUCUGGUAUGUUGCCAAAUUUUGACUUUGUAAGUCUUCAUAAGCGUAUUUUACUUUGUGAAAUGUUCGUUCUAUGGUUU
Molecule: messenger RNA, 979 nt
Organism: Helianthus annuus (common sunflower)
Lineage: Eukaryota; Viridiplantae; Streptophyta; Magnoliopsida; Asterales; Asteraceae
Product: mitochondrial import receptor subunit TOM20
Exons: 6
Coding region: 101-718 (205 amino acids)
Biological process (GO): protein insertion into mitochondrial outer membrane
Cellular component (GO): mitochondrial outer membrane translocase complex
Molecular function (GO): protein binding
Source: RefSeq, a predicted model, not a curated record